Molecule: messenger RNA, 408 nt
Organism: Didymodactylos carnosus
Lineage: Eukaryota; Metazoa; Rotifera; Eurotatoria; Philodinida; Philodinidae
Source: the annotation of a GenBank genome assembly
AUGAUUAGAGGACUGGUCACUGCACUUGGUGAUGAGAAGUACUAUGUCAGAUUGAGCGCGUCUGAAGCUCUUGCGGAAAUUGGUGACAAAGCAGCAACUUCUGAAGUGAUUAGAGCACUACUCACUGCACUUGGUGAUGCGCAUGCGGAUGUCAGACGGGGUGCAUGCAAAGCUCUAUGGAACAUUGGUGACAAAGCAGCAACUUCUGAAGUUAUUAGAGCACUGGUCACUGCACUUGGUGAUGAGAGUAAAGAAGUCAGAUCAUCUGCAUGUGAAGCUCUCGUGGCAUUUGGUGAAAAAGCAUCGAUUAACGAUAGUAUGAUCGGAUUAAAAUACCUACUUAGUGUUGAUAGGUUCUGUCUUAAAAAGAAGUAUCCGCGGUUGAAAUUCCAGUCCAAUAGUGAAUGA